CUUGCCUGAGCUGCCUUCCUGGGCAUAGUCGACGGCUGCCCCUUUCCCGAGCUGCCAGCCAGUCGCCCCUUCCUCUCUUUCUCUCACUCCUCUCUCCCAAGAUGCGUUCCCCGCGUUGGAUCCCGCUGCUGCUGGGACUGUGGCUGUCCCUGCUGGCCUGGCAAGGGGAAGAGGUGGCGGCCUCGGCAGGUCCCGCGUGCCCUCCCUGCCACCCGGAGCGCUGCCCGUUGGUGCGCUGCUUGGCGCCGGAGCUGAGCGCGCGCGACGAGUGCGGGUGCUGCGCGCGCUGCCUGAGCGCCGAAGGAGAGCGGUGCGGAGGGGCCCGGGGCGCGCGCUGCGGUCCGGGGAUGGUCUGCGUCAGCCAGCGCCAGGAGGAAGAGCGCGAGCACCAGGACCAGGAGGAGGACGAGGAAGGCACCGGGCGCUGCGUCUGCAAGGAGGACGGCGCCGUCUGCGGCUCGGACGGGCGCUCCUACGGCAGCGUCUGCGCCCUCCACCUCCACAGCUGGCGCGCCCUGCACGGCGGGCGGGAGCGGGUCCGGAAAGCCCACGAUGGAGAGUGCAAGCUAGCACCUGCAAUUAUCGUGCCACCGAAAAGGAUUCACAAUGUAACUGGAGCACAGGUCUAUCUGUCCUGCGAAGUCAAAGCAGUCCCAACUCCCAUCAUCACCUGGAAGAAAGUCACUGAGUCCCCAAAGGGAGUUCAGCUCCUAGAAGAAUUGCCUGGAGACAGAGUCAACAUGGCAGUCCAGGUUCGAGGAGGUCCUUCUAAACAUGAGAGCACAGGCUGGGUUUUGAUUAAUCCACUGACAAAAGAAGACGAGGGGGUUUACCAGUGUCAUGCUGCAAAUAUGGUGGGAGAAACACAGGCAGAGGGGAAUAUUAAAGUCCUGGAACAAAAUAAACAUAAGAAGGCUUACUUCCCAGCAUCAGAAGACAUGAAGUAGAAUCAAGGAAGAAGCAAUGACCUCUGAUGGAAUUGGAGCUGAGCAGACUAGAAACCUGUGAAUUAGUAUUUUACUUUCGUACCUGUCAAGGACUAGAAGACAGUCUUGAUGUUCUUCUGGCUUACUGUUGCAAUUUUUACACCCUUUUCUAGAACGUCUGAUUAAUAUUGACCAUGUAGUUGAUGUAUGUACCAAAUUCUCAAUAAAAGCAUGUUUUUGUAAUAUUUUAAAA
Anolis carolinensis (green anole) is the source of this 1179-nucleotide messenger RNA. RefSeq names its product insulin like growth factor binding protein like 1 (gene igfbpl1). Gene Ontology annotation, cellular component: extracellular region. Bases 102 to 947 code for a protein of 281 amino acids. Gene Ontology annotation, biological process: regulation of cell growth; regulation of signal transduction. The transcript is spliced from 5 exons. Lineage: Eukaryota; Metazoa; Chordata; Lepidosauria; Squamata; Anolidae. The record is from RefSeq and is a predicted model, not a curated record. Gene Ontology annotation, molecular function: insulin-like growth factor binding.